CUCGAUGGUCCGUGGGCCUGUGGUGGGAGGACAGCACACAGCGGUGCGGACCUGUCGGAACAACCGUAGCACACGCACAGCCACACCGUUUAAUCGCUGCUGCAUUUACUGGACUGGACUUGACGCAUUUGUGAAGAUUAAUCAAGAAUUGAGCAAAGGGCCGACGCGCUGAGAGGGGAAAGCGGAGAACAGAGGAGAGACAGCCGGGUCUGCUGGACUUUUAGGCGGCGCACUGCUCUUACCACAAAUCCCCGCUUCUGCUGCGCAUACAUUUUUUUCCCCCUCUCGAAACCAAACGACCACUUUCUCUUACUGGAUGUUUGUCUUUGCAACGGAGCUAAUCAUGGGAUGGAUGAAGAGAGAAUAACACUGGAAGUGCCGUUGUGUUAAAUAAAAGUAGAAACUGAAGAAGGGAAAAACACCGAGCCUUUUAAAGCUAGGAGCCAAGUAGAGUGACAGCGCCAGCAAAAUGUCUGUCCCUAACGUGUUGGCCAAAGCAUUGUACGACAACGUGGCAGAGUCUCCAGAUGAGCUGUCCUUCCGCAAGGGUGAUAUCAUGACAGUACUGGAGCGUGACACACAAGGAUUAGAUGGCUGGUGGCUCUGCUCACUCCAUGGCCGCCAAGGCAUUGUCCCUGGGAACCGUCUCAAGAUCCUGGUCGGCAUGUAUGACAGUAAGAAACAGCAACAGCCUGCACCUUCUACACCAGAUCCAGCUGUUUCCUGUCCCACUACCCAGGUUCAGCGACCUCUCCUCCCUCAGAGCACCUAUGCCAAACCAUCACCUUCCCCAUCAUCUGCUGCGACUAUGUCCUCCUCUGGGUUUGCCAACAAGUCUCUCCCCUCGGCUCAGUACACAUCCAUGCACACAGCCUACUCCAUUCCCAGCUCUGCACAGCCCAGCUCUGAUCCUGUCUACAUGAUGCCCCCUUCCCACGGUCCCAAACCAAAAAGUCAAAGUGUGUACCAAGUUCCUUCUGGUCCAGGUGGACUCCCUACACAGGUCUGGCAAGGACCUCCCAGCAAGGCCCCAAUCUUAGGCCAGAGACAGUACCAGCUACCUUCACAGGACAUCUACCAGAUUCCCCCCACUGCAUGCACAGGGCCAGCUGUACAUGGAACAGCUCCAGCUGGGGGGACAGGAGCUGCACAGGAUGUGUAUCAGGUGCUUCCCUCCUUAGAUAAGAAGAACUGGGAGAGUUGCAGCAAGCCCCUUGGCAAGGUGGUGGUUCCUACCCGUGUUGGACAGGUGUACGUGUAUGACAUGGGGAAAUCAGACCAGGACGAGUAUGAUGUCCCACCAAGACAUCAGUCUCCGUCUCAGCAGGACAUAUAUGAUGUGCCCCCCACCCGUCAGCAGUAUAACACACAGGUGUAUGAUACUCCUCCCAUGGUUGUGAAGGGUCCCUCUGGUGGUCAAGAUAUAUAUGACACCCCAGCAAGCACAGACAAGAACCAACAGCAGACUGUCUAUGACUUUCCCCCAUCUGUUAGUAAAGAUGUGCCUGACGCUCAGUCUCUCAGUGAGGAAACCUAUGAUGUGCCACCCCACUUUGCCAAACUACAGCCACAAGUUUCCAUCCCUCCUGGCCAGUACUUGCACAAUAACUUUACUGACGAUGACAACGAGCCACCAAUUCCAGAAGAUGUGUACGAUGUCCCGCCCCCCAUCCUAACUGAUAAGCAUUAUCAUGGUGACAGGGGUGGGGUCAGCCAGGCCCCCCAGGAGAUCUAUGAUAUCCCAGCCAUCUUGCGUUCCAGAGGUCAGCCUGCCCAGGAUGUUUACGACUUUCCACGAGAACGAGAGGAGAAAGAUGGGGAGAGGGGACAGGAGUGUGUCUAUGAUGUCCCACCACAGGUUGUACGUGAUGCCCAGUCAACCAGUGACGAGCUGACCAUGUCUUUCAAGCGGCUGUCUGCCUCCAGUACAGGAAGCACACGGAGCAACCACUCAGCGUCAUCAUUAGACCUAGUUCCUGUCCGCGAUACUUCCUCACUCACUGCUUCUGGCACCAUUCCAGGGAAACCCCUAAUUUUGGACCUUGAUCAGGCCAUGGAGCGUCUGACCCGCCUCCAGCAAGGUGUUGAGUCCAGCAUUUCCCUCAUGAUGUCAUUCAUCACAGGUAAUUGGAGAAGCCCUGCUUACCUGGAGGGGAAUCUCCCAGCCAUUCAUCAGGCUGCUGACCGGGUGCGUGCCACUGUCAGAGAUUUCCUAGAAUUUGCCCGGGGGGCUGUGGCAAAUGCUGCCCAGGCCACUGACCGCUCACUGCAGAACAAGCUGGUCCGUCAGGUAGGGAAGAUGGAAGAGGUCUUCCAGAGUUUGAUUCAACAUAGUCAGAGCUUAGACACAAUAGCUUGGUCACAUACGGCACUCACAACACCGCCUGCAGGAGGGGAUGACUUAGAUCGACUAAUAAUGACUGCACGGGGCAUACCUGAUGACACCAAGCAGCUUGCUUCCUUUCUCCACGGUAAUGCUUCACUUCUCUUCAAACGGAGCACCCGGCAGCAGCAGCAGCUACCCCUUCCUCCCAUCCCUGGGGAGGUGAGUGGUAACAUGACUGGAUCAGGAAGUGGAAACUUUCAGGGAGGAGAGAAGGUGAACAUUCAAUCGCGGCCCCUCCCGUCUCCACCAAAGUUUACAUCUGCAGAGCAGGAGGAAGUUGUGGACAGCCCAUAUGAGACCACAGAGCAAGGCUGGAUGGAAGACUAUGACUACGUGCACCUACAGGGAAAGGAAGAGUUUGAGAAAAACCAAAGACAGCUGCUGGAGAAAGGCAACAUUAUCCGACAAAACAAGACACAACUGGAACAGCAACAGAUUACACAGUUUGAGCGGUUGGAGCAGGAAGUCAGCCGGCCAAUCAACAACGACAUGACGGGCUGGGUCCCACCCUCUCACCACCCUCUGGCAAACCAGCUGGUCCAUAACAGCUCUGGAGGCCAGUCAACCUCCAAGCUGUGUCACGGCGACCAGCAGCUCCUUCUGUUUUACCAGGAGCAAUGUGAGCAGAACAUCACCACCGUAACCAAUGCCAUCGAUGCCUUCUUUACUGCCAUAAACUCCAACCAGCCACCGAAGAUCUUUGUGGCACACAGCAAAUUUGUCAUCCUCAGUGCGCACAAGCUGGUGUUUAUCGGUGACACUCUAUCACGUCAGGCCAAGUCUCCUGAGGUGAGGGCCCGGGUGGCUCAGAGCAGCAAUAGUCUCUGUGAAAAACUCAAAGACAUUGUGAUCAGUACAAAGACAGCAGCACUUCAGUAUCCCUCCCCUGGAGCAGCCAGAGAGAUGACUGAGAGGAUGAACGAGCUGGCAGGGUGUACACAGCAGUUCAGGAUGGUGUUGGGGCAGCUGCUAAUGAUAUAAGGGAGGAAGAGGGAGGAGAAUACAAACAGGCCCAUCCCAGAAUACCCCCUGAAUACCUUGGGAUGGACCCUAAGUGUCCCACAAGUUCUGCAAACCUGGAACUCCCCGUAGCACCGAAUGGUUGACGGGUUGAGGCUUUCCACCUCUUCCAUAACAUCUUCUGCAUAUGCAGAAUGGAAACACUAUGUGACUCUAAAGUGGAAGGUCUUUGAUGGGGUCACAGAAUCAAUUACUUCCAUUCUGUGACCCCUCUCUUUGUUCCUUUAACUGGGACCAUUCCUUUUGCAUCACUCCUUCCUCUGUGUGCUUUUUACUGGAGACAAACUAAAAGGAACAUUUUAACUUCAGAGGCUGGGCCAAUGGCUGUAAACUAAUCACUGUAAAUAGAGUGUAUUUAUGUUACUCACUUAGUAAGAAAGCCUGAAUGAAAAAGAACUUCAAGAAUAUAAAUAUAAAUAAGUUGUUCUUUUUUGUUUUGAAGAAAGAAAAGAUGAAAAUACAAGUGUAGUUUUUUUUGACUGUAUAAUUGCUAUUAAUUCCAAAUAAUUACAGUUCUGAUUCUUAUAUUGUUAUUGUCAUGAUGUAUAAAUCCUAGGUGAUAUGUAUGACUCUGUGCUGUAAAAUGUCUAUGCUCUUUUCAAUCCUGGACAAAGUCACACUUUCCAAAAAACACACUGGAGCACACAACCACCUUCAAACAUCACCUGUUGUCUAAUGCUGCCAUGAUGCCUCUUUGAUUGAACAGUACGUAACCACCUGGGAUUCAAUGAAUUGUCUCAGGUGGUUUCUGCCCACUAAGGCAGGCAUCACUGCAUCACUUCCAAAACAUGUCCACAGAACUCUACAGCUGCACUACUGCAGGUGCUGUUAAUCAGUGCCAUCAUAGAUGCUUUUUUUUUUUUUUUUAAACUGUAUGUAUGUUGAUUUGUAACAGGCAUGUAUUAGAAAAGAAUUUAUGUAAGACAGCAAAUCAUAUUAAACUUGCAUUUCUUUUUUUCUGGUA
Mugil cephalus (flathead mullet) is the source of this 4370-nucleotide messenger RNA. RefSeq names its product BCAR1 scaffold protein, Cas family member (gene bcar1). Gene Ontology annotation, cellular component: cytoplasm; plasma membrane; focal adhesion. The record is from RefSeq and is a predicted model, not a curated record. NCBI's taxonomy places the organism in Eukaryota, Metazoa, Chordata, Actinopteri, Mugiliformes, Mugilidae. Bases 470 to 3367 code for a protein of 965 amino acids. Gene Ontology annotation, biological process: cell migration; cell surface receptor protein tyrosine kinase signaling pathway. Gene Ontology annotation, molecular function: protein binding. The transcript is spliced from 8 exons.